This is a messenger RNA of Homarus americanus (American lobster), 3431 nucleotides long. RefSeq lists its product as uncharacterized. The transcript has 12 exons. Lineage: Eukaryota; Metazoa; Arthropoda; Malacostraca; Decapoda; Nephropidae. The record is from RefSeq and is a predicted model, not a curated record. The coding region runs from base 363 to 2570 and encodes 735 amino acids.
CCACACGGCCAGUAGACACGGACCACAGUGACGGACAGUAACAGUUACAGUACGUGUGGAGGUGUCGUGUACGGGCAGACCAGAGACAGGAAAACAAACAGCAGACAACAGUAGACUAUAGACCCUCUCCCCUGUAUUGCCUGUUAGUGUACACGAGGCUGGAGUAACUUAAGAGAUAGUGAAGCUUGAUAGUACGGAGGAAUGCUGGUGAAGAUAAGGUGGUGGCGAUGAAGGUGCUGCCACCAAGUUAGACGACAGACAGUUCCUGGUGGGACUGAAGGAGGAGCUUGGAGUGACUGAUUAGGCCUUUAAAGGUCUUUACUUGAAGGAAAGGAGGAGCUUGGACGCAGUCAUCCUCGACCAUGUCUGGUGAGGUAGAGUACUUCAGCAUCUUAGACAACAAGGUAGCCACCAAGACCUACUGGGAGUCCCGUAUGCUGGCCACCAUGGACGACGGAGGCUGGGAGAGUGUGGCCAACGUCCGCUUUCAGCCUAUCCCCGGGGCCACACCUGUCAUCGUUCAGACGGACGACGCCACAGAGACAGUUACACCUCCACCAGAGUUCAUCCCAGCACCGCCACCACAGUUCGACAAUUCCCCCAUCGAGUCGGAGGAGUCGUCGCCGCCCUCUCUGGAAGCACCCCCAACCAAGCAGACCCCACCUGGCCCUCUUAUUACCCAGGACGCUAGACCCACCAAGCAGUACGUCUACGGCAUCACCGAUACAACGCCCAAGGAGAUGCGCAGCAGUGCUCGUAUAGUGGAGACAGUAGCCAAGAAGCCUCCAUCACAAGAAAGCGCCAUAGAGGCAGAGAUCCGCGCCCAACAGCUGAAGGAGGUAGAGUUGCGCCAGCAUGGGACGCUCAAGAACACGGUGGGGCGUGAGAAGGGCGCUUCCUCCCCUGCCAGCCAUGAGUCCGAUGAGGGCUUCGUGGACCGUCUGGCUGAGGACGUCCCCGCUGUCCCCAACAGUGGCUACACACACGCCAUCCCCGGCAAUGAUGGUGAACCUGUCAUCUAUGAUGCCGUCAGCCCUCCACCUGAAUACUUCUCAGAGAGGAACACCCCCACACCAACUGCGUCCACCACGGAGACCAAGAUUGCCCUGGAGAUCCGUGAACUGAAGGAACGCGAGGAGGAGCUGCGUCAGAUGAGAGAACGCCUUAUGGGCUCGAGGGAGAAUUUGCUUGAUGAUGAGGAAGUUAGGAGCUCAGCCUCGAGGGAACAGCUUCUUGAGGACCACCUGACCUCCCUCACCACCACGACAGAUGAAGGAAACUUCUCUGAGUGUGGUGAUCCAGCAUCCUCUGAGGACAAAAGUAGUGACGGAUCAAACAGCCGCAUCAUGUCCCCAGACCUUCACCACCCUGGUACCAACCUAGACUACGGCCGCAGAAAGGUCACCGUCAAGCCCUUUGAGGACGAGGAGGAAGAUCAACCCGUCUAUACAAGGAUGCAGAAGGAGUCUGUCAUCGAGAGGGAGAUUCGAUUGUCCAGGGAACGGGAGGAAGCCUACAGGAAGGAGAAGGGACUCAUAAACUCUACCAUCAAUUCAUCUUGUCGGUCUACUGGCCAGACAACGAGGGCCACCCCAGUGGUUAAAAGUGAUGGCCGGGAUGUUCAGCACCGCAUUGCCACCAACAGGAUCCAAUUGGAGAUCAACGAGACGAACGUGAAGGAAAAGGAACUCAGAGCUGCCGGUAAAAUCCUGACAACUUCUGAGGAGACAGUUGAUGCCAAGGUGACCCGCAUGUCAGAUUUUACCGAUCUGAACCAAAAUGAGAGCCCACGGACAAGACCUACUCCCUCCCGACCAAGUAACUUCAGUACACCAUCAUCCACUCCGAAGCGUAGUCCUUCACCCCUCAGUCCAUCCUCCCCAGUGCCCAACUUUACACCUUCCCCAGCCUUAUCUCGAGGCCUCUCCAGGAGUCUAUCCACAAACAACCUGGCUAGUCCUACAUCCUUGACUAACCCAAGGGCUCCCAAGGGCCUCAUGCAGAAGUUUAUAGCUUCUCGGGGCAAGAUGACAGGCUCAGCGUUUGCAUCCCCUCCACCUACUCUUACACACACCACCUCCCGGGGUAUCUCCACCAGGCCUAUGAGGGUGGAACCUAAGGCAGCAGUUGUACAGCGAGAAACUCUGUCCAGAAUGAAACCACAGCAAGUGGACACCAGUGUCAGUCAGGAGCAAACAUUACAGACUCAAAAACAGCAAAAUAAUGUACAGCAGCAAUAUCGUCGUUCUUAUUGUACAGCUGAAGAGAAGAUACAGUCUGAGCUGAAGGAGAUGCAGAUGCGAGAAGAGGAACUCAGACAAUUACGUGCCUGCCAGUUGGCUCAAUCACAACCAAAUCUGAUGGAUAUAGGUAUUGAGGAAGAUGAGCAGGUGGAGGAAGAAAAUGACUACAGUUUCCAAGAGGUGAAUGGCCUCCGCACUGCCCUCUCCAACCCUAACCUCCUUGAUGAUGAACCAGACAAAUCACAGGUAAUGGAUAAGGGGGUGAGGCGACGCAGUGCCUUGAUUGCCCAAUGGGAAAAUCGCAUUCAGCAGACCACAGACACCUGAGCCCGCAUUCCUGGAAGCAUUUGGUGCUUGUGAGAGCAAGUUAUGCCAUAUGCCAACAGCAGGCCAGCUCAUCCUUGGCAGCCAUAAGGGUUACUAUCUUGCAGCUCUACAUAGCUUCUUGAUUCCCAUAUUAACCAUAUCAGAAAGGCCGCAGUUAGCUGUUUCCCUUGUCUGUUGAUUUGGUCGUAGUGUCAUUUUAUAUAAUUGCUGCCAGGAAUUAAAUUUUUUGUAUACAUAUAAAUUGUUUGUAGAGUUUUGUCUGGCUGCUGUGGCCAUUCUUGUGAUUAUAGUGUGAUAUAGUAUUGAUUAUAAUUCUUUAAGUAAACUGCUUAAAUAUUAUAUAAUAAUCACGGUUAGCAGGGUAGUGGAGAACGUUCACAUGAUAAUCAAUAUCCUCAAUACAGUAAUCUUUUUUGACACAUGAACAGAUCCCUCCCUCAUCCAGUUCUUCACUUCUAUGAAGGAUAUACUGUAAACAGUUUACAGUUACAGUGCUUCCUAUUAUACUGUAAUUAAUGUAUGCAGAAAAUGGCAUAUGUGUGCUUUCUAGUUGUGGAUGUUGUCCGCAGGCAGAGUAAUUUAUGUGACAGGAGAAAGGGGCCUUUUUAGUCUUCAUGUACAUAUGUAGAUUAUGCAAUAUGUUUUUAUUUAGUACUUAAAACUUAUAAAAGUGUAUGAUUUAUGCUUUAUCAGCUGCAUAUUUUUAUUGUUGAUUAAUAAUCCUUUGUAUGUUAUUUUAGGAAUAACGUAAGUGUAAGGUUAAUACUAUUGUACCCUAUGGCGAGUCUGCAGGCAGGAUUAUCAGGCAGCAGCCUUUAGCCCAGGUGUAUCAUGUUGCACAAAUAAAAGCUUAUGAUUAUA